GUGUAUAUCCUAGCUUGCCAAAUACUUUCGUUUUAGUUUGGCGCUUCGAACAACAGUGAGCAGAAGGUUUAAUUGUGAAUUAUUGUCGAUGGUCGUCGUUAACAUGAGGCUCCUGGCAAUUUUGGCAGUUCUUGCUGCCGUUUGCUGGAAAGUGGACUCCAAGUUCAGUCCACCCAAGGUUCAGGUAUACAGCCACAAGCCGGCACAGUUCGGUGAGCAAAACACGGUGAUCUGUCACGUGAGCGAAUUCCACCCACCAGACAUCAACAUCCAGUUGUUCAAGAAUGGAGUCGAGAUCACAGAGGCCGUUCAGACUGACCUGAGCUUCAAGAAGAACUGGCACUUCCAUCUGACCAAGCACAUUGACAUCACUCCCAUGGAGGGAGACAAGUACAUCUGUAAGGUCAUUCAUGCGACGGGUCCCGCUAAAGACUACGACUGGGAGCCCAACAUGUGAGCGGAGGCGUGGCUAUCAGUGACACUCGGAAUCCACCGGGAAUAGCCACCUCAUUUUACCAUUCAUUCAUACCAUUCACUCUCUUCCAUAAAUCUGUCUUCUCUUGAAUUACAUUUGGUGGUUUUAGCUUGGAUUUCUUCAUUCAAAGAAAACACAAAAUAUCUGCCUCACCUUCAUUCUUCUUAAGGGAAAUAUGGCAAUGUUUUCCAUAAAAUAAGGUCUGUGUGUCAGUCAAUAAUUAAUUCAAUUUUAAUUCAAUAAUCAGUUUGGGACAAAAUACAUACAGUAGUGUACAUGGGCCCGAUAGUUUUUGCAAUUGUACUCUAAAUAUCUUGAUUUGUAAUAAAGAAAAUGUGAUGAACUAUACUGCCUAUUAAAUUUCUCUAAAAACUAUUGCCUGGUCAUUACAUGUUUGCAAGGUCUCCCAAUCAAACGUUCAUUAUAGAAAUGUGGUGUUUUCAGAGCAGAAAUGUCAUUUCCUGUGUUGUAUUUUAAUAUGAUUUCAUUAUUCGUUGCUUUUAUCACCUUAGAGCUAGUGGGUGUCCUAACUUUUUCCACAUACAUUCAUAUUCUUUUCUUGUGUUUUUUUGUUUCUUGUCAUUUUCUUGUGUUGUUCUUUCUUUCUUUCUUUCUUGGGAGAAUGAACAGAACAAGAAUUUCAUUGCAUAUGAGAACUACCUGUUUUACUGUGCAAAUGACAAUAAAACUCUUGAAUCUUGAA
This is a messenger RNA of Dunckerocampus dactyliophorus (ringed pipefish), 1178 nucleotides long. RefSeq names its product beta-2-microglobulin (gene b2m). The record is from RefSeq and is a predicted model, not a curated record. The coding region runs from base 89 to 457 and encodes 122 amino acids. Gene Ontology annotation, cellular component: MHC class II protein complex. Gene Ontology annotation, biological process: antigen processing and presentation of exogenous peptide antigen via MHC class II; immunoglobulin production involved in immunoglobulin-mediated immune response; peptide antigen assembly with MHC class II protein complex. The transcript is spliced from 3 exons. Lineage: Eukaryota; Metazoa; Chordata; Actinopteri; Syngnathiformes; Syngnathidae. Gene Ontology annotation, molecular function: MHC class II protein complex binding.